GGGCGGCUGGCUCCCAGCGGCCUGGACCACAGAGGCAGGACAGGAGUGGGGCUGUAGAGCCUGGCCUGAAGCCGAACUGCAUCUGGCCCUGAAGGGCAGAGCCGGGACACUCACCAGACAGCAGGACCAGCGCUGGGGUGAGCACCCCCUCGGGGUCCAUGUGCCCGCCCCAGGCCCAGGCAGAGGUGGGCCCCACCAUGACAGAGAAGCCUGAGAUGGUGUGUGCCCCCAGCCCAGCACCUGAACCACCCCCCAAGCCAGCCUCACCUGGGUCCCUGAAGGCAGAGGAGCUGGGCCACAGAGGCUCCUCACCCCCCGGGCUGCCCCCUGGCGUGCCAGUCAUCAGCCUGGGUCACACUAGGCCCCCAGGGACAGCCAUGGCCACCACGGAGCUCAGUGCCCUGCGGCCCCCACUGCUGCAACUGUCUGCUCUGGGAGCCGCCCCACCCCCCCUGGCCCUGCAUUAUCACCCUCACCCCUUUCUCAACAGCCUCUACAUUGGGCCGGCAGGACCUUUCAAUAUCUUCCCUAGUAGCCGGCUGAAGCGGAGACCAAGCCACUGUGCGCUGGAGCUGGCUGAGGGGCACCAGCCCCAGAAGGUGGCAAGGCGCGUGUUCACCAACAGCCGCGAGCGCUGGAGGCAGCAGAACGUGAACGGCGCCUUCGCAGAGCUCAGGAAACUGCUGCCAACGCACCCGCCCGACCGGAAGCUGAGCAAGAAUGAGGUGCUCCGCCUCGCCAUGAAAUACAUUGGCUUCCUGGUGCGGCUGCUGCGCGACCAGGCGGCUGCUCUGGCCGCAGGCCCAGCCCCUCCUGGGCCUCGCAAACGUCUGGCGCACCGAGGCCCGGACGAAGGCGCCCGCCGUGGGCCUUGUCGCAGGGCUGAGGCGGUGGCGCUCCCGCAGGUGGCGCUCCUACAGCCCGCGCACCCGGCCGGCUCCGACGGCAACCGCAGUGGGGCGGCCCGGCCCAUCAAGACAGAACAAGCGGCCGUGAGCCCCGACGUGCGGUGACCUCUGCGGCGUCGCCUCUGAGACCUGGGGCACUGGGAACUCAGCCCAGGGCCUUCGAGGAAGAGGCGGACGAGUCGCGACGCCUGCUCUGGAGAGAACUCCCCCGACGAUGAGGGACUAGUGAGCACGUCCCCUACGGGGAAAAUGGCCCGGGGGUCUGGAAGGGCGACCAUCACCCCCAGGGACCCUGCAGACCCUUUUAUCACCCACUGCCCGCUGGAAGUGGCCUUGUCCGAGUCCCCCUCCCGGGGGCGAGGUUCGGUAACCAACAUGGCAGAGCGGUCAACGGA
Manis pentadactyla (Chinese pangolin) is the source of this 1303-nucleotide messenger RNA. RefSeq names its product LYL1 basic helix-loop-helix family member (gene LYL1). Lineage: Eukaryota; Metazoa; Chordata; Mammalia; Pholidota; Manidae. The coding region runs from base 159 to 1013 and encodes 284 amino acids. Gene Ontology annotation, biological process: regulation of transcription by RNA polymerase II. The record is from RefSeq and is a predicted model, not a curated record. The transcript is spliced from 4 exons. Gene Ontology annotation, molecular function: RNA polymerase II cis-regulatory region sequence-specific DNA binding; DNA-binding transcription factor activity, RNA polymerase II-specific; protein dimerization activity.